AUGAAAACUUAUGCAGUUGCAUGGGUGAAUCAUCAUCGAAAGCUUUCGUCUCAUGUCGAUUCAGAGGGAAAUACAAAUCCGACAUGGAAUGAUAAAUUCGUUUUCAGGGUUGAUGAGGAAUUUCUUCGUCGGGAUACUUCUGCUGUUAUGAUUGAAGUUUAUGCCGCACAUUGGUUCCGGGAUACCCUCGUUGGCACUGUUCGGAUCCUCGUAGGAAACCUAAUUCCGCCACGUACUCAUCCGCACCGCCGCCGUCAACCCUUUGGUGGAAUGCGGUUUGUUGCACUUCAGGUACGCCGACCUUCGGGACGACCACAGGGAAUAUUGAACAUUGGUGUGGCCUUACUAGACAGUUCAAUGAGGAGCAUGCCAUUGUACACACAAUGCGCUUCGGCUGUUGGAUUUCGUGAUUUGAUGGACGACCCGAAUCUCAAUAACCAUCGUCAAAACAACGACGACGAACACAACAAUAAUCAGGCACCGACUCUCAAGCCUAUACUGCGUCGCUCAAAAAGUGAACGUAGCGAGCUCAUACACUUGGACAAUUAUUCUGACACAAACAGUUCCCUGGUUGCAAUCCCAAAAAAGAUGGGGUCUAGAGGAAAUGGCGGGUCGACAUUGGAAGCUGGGGAGACUACUACUAAGAGCAAGAAUAAGAAAGGCAAGGCGAGUUCGGUUAUCAGUGGCGCAGAGCUUCGGGAGAAACCGAAACAGAAAGGUAAGAAAGGAAAGGCAAGUUCAGUGGUAAGUGACUCAAUUGUUAGCAAAGAAACCUCUGUUUAUGGCAAGAUUUCGAAGCCAGAUUUGAAGAACAAAGGCCAAGAAAACGUGGACAAAAAUAGCGAAAAACCAAGGAAGGAAUUGAAUGGCGCCGCACAAGCAAACAAGGUGUUUGAUGAGAAACUAGGUAAGAAAGUUGGGGGGCAAGCUAUAGAGAAACUACCAGUAACAACCAUUGGAAAGCCUGUUUCAAAGUUCAAUGGAUACGAGAAUGUUGGUGCACCAAAGGGUAGCAAAUUUGUGAUAGGAGCACCAUUCAAAGCUCAUUCGAUUAUUUCUGACUCGGAAGUCGGCCCCCCACCAUCUGAGGUGGCUGCAAUGAUGGCUGAAAGGAAGUAUCCUUUGGAUGAUAAUCAGAGCUCUGUGUUGGAUGGUUGGAGCUUAGAUGAAAGUGUCGAAGGGCUUAAAUCCAAGUUGGAGAGGUGGCGAAUGGAGCUGCCACCGCUGUAUGAUCGAGGCUUCUCUACGAGUAGCUACCAAUCGAGGUCAAGUGCUCGGCCAACCCGAAGGAAAUCUGAUAGUAGCAUUGGCUUAUUCUCAUGCUUUGGUAACAUCUGUGGGUAUGAGUGCCAAUGCGUUUGUGGUAAGCCUCCCGGGAGGAGUAUGAGCUCAACUAGGUUCCGUAGCCCAGCUACAACACCGGGUCGAUCAUACCUUUGA
Fraxinus pennsylvanica is the source of this 1440-nucleotide messenger RNA. The record is from the annotation of a GenBank genome assembly. Lineage: Eukaryota; Viridiplantae; Streptophyta; Magnoliopsida; Lamiales; Oleaceae.